GCUUCGUUGCGGGGUGACCUCUCUUCUACCUCGGCGAAGGUGUCUCCUCCGCGCCGGGUCCUCCUCUCGGAGUUCGUCGUCGGGUGCUCGCGCGAGCGGACGGCCAUUCGGACCGCGAAUUCGACGUCCGCGCACGAGAAUUGAAUAACUGCAGCGACAACGUUUACCAAGAGCCACGCAUUCAUGGUUGAGCAAAUCUUGGGUGAUUGCUCUACGAUCCUUUCCUUUGGAGGAUCUCGCCGCUCUUCAAGUCUUCAAGGCUCCAUUGAAAAUCUUCAUCGGUAAUCUGCAAAUCCUGCGAGGAACAUCGAGAGACGUAACGAGAGCUUGGAAUCGAUCCGCUGAGACAUUCCCGGGGCUCGAGUUCAUUAAAGUUGAUUAAAGCUGGCUCGGUGUCGAUGAAGACGAAUGAGGCAUGUUUACAUUCACCGUAUGCGAGACUCAAUCGGGAGGAAACGUAUGCACACGUGAAGAUUGAUACGUAGCUUGGGUUAGAUCGCGUAACCCGAAGAUCAAAACGUAGAAACAUAGACGCCGUGAAGAAUUUAAUAUUUCGCGUAGAUACUCCACAAAGAAUUUGCCCUUUGAAUGCUUUCGACAUUUUAUACAGAAACGUAAACGUCAUGAAGAAUUUGUAUUCGAGAACUUGACGUUCCGUGUAACGAAACAGGCGCCGGAAAGAGCGCGCGAUGCAAGAGCUCGACGUUUUCCCUUAGCGACAUGGCGAGCAGCGUGAAGUGUAUUUUAAAGAUUUAAGAUUUUCUGCGCGAUCUGCUUCGAAAGGUACCUAUACAUCUAAUACAUCGUUCUGUUCCGCAUCGCGCGCGCCGAAAACUAUCUCGUCACGAAGAGUGCCUAAUCGUCUAUCGUAGUUCGCGUUCAGACAAUGUGAAAGUUCUUUAAAGACGACGAUGAUGAUGACAACGCCAAUCAUCGCGCACUCGUUACGGUCAAUCGCGACUCACGUCAGUGAUCUCUCACGGAGCGGCUCACAAGGCGCAUAAUCCUCGUGUGCUCUUCGAAACGAGUCUGGAUCGGAGAGAAAGGGAGUGACCGAUCGAUCGCCGUAAUAAGGGAGCUUUCUGUAGAGGCGACGGCUUGAAGCACGCCCAUCGUGCCGGAAAAAGGGCGCCUCUCGCGAAGAAAAGUGGACGACGACCCUCGUCCCCGCGAACGAUCCUCUCGGGAGAGGGCAUCGAGGCGCGUAAGAAGCCUCGUGAAGAACCGUUCUCGAGACAAACCGAGCCCUUUUCAUCUGAGAAAAUCACGGGCGGACUCGACGUCGAGUCCUCUCGAUUGCUGCGACCCCGAGGAAGCGCGCGAGGACCUUGCAGGAUUAAUCCGGCGACGGGAGCGUUGUGGAUCGUUUAAUAUCUUGGACCUGGAACGGCUUUGUUGUACUUCGUCCCUUGUCGACGUGGUGGUCCUCGACGUGAAGUCUUCGUAAUUCUUCGCUUAUGUCGACGACGUGGUGGUCCCUAUUCUAUCGUGUAUCAUCGUCUCGAUCGUUACUGGAGCCGCAUACGAGAUACCUCGAAGCCCAUAAUUAAGGAUACAAUUAAUGGCCCGCCAAUUAAAUAUAAUUAACUCGAUGGUUAGAACGCGGUGGCCACUGUCUGCCAAUUAGCGCGUUAGCGCCUUAUCGAUCAUCGGCCGCCUCGCGGCGCGCUUCGAUUCGCCGAUCGAGACAAUAAGAUCGAUCGUAAGUGAUCGCGGUCAACGGGUGUGCAAGGCCAGACAGGAAUGAAGAGGGAGAGAAGAUAGUCUGAGCGAGUAAGAGAGCGAUAAUUUGAGCGAAUGGAAACAUCCGCUCGGUGAGAAGUUAGAGAAUCGAGAUAACGCGUUAACGAGGUACGAUUAACGACCUCUUGAGGUCGAUAAACGUGUCGUUGCCUUCAGCGAACUCGAGCGAUUCUCGGGAACGCUUUUCCACGUGACCGCUUCCGGUAAAAAGAGUUGUUCCUGAAGUCGACUUUUAUAGCAAUAUACAUGAAUCGCGUGAAGAGGAUGAAGCUCGUCAAGAAUACCUAGAAACAUAAGAAUAGUUCCUCGAGCUGCGUCCGUCACCGUCAACGCGUUGAAUCAGUUUACCGAAAGGCAUCAUUGGAUAAAUUGGAUAGGCUUUCUGGACAGAUAUUUUUUUGCAAGAUCGAUUCGUUCCGCACGACAGUAAUCCUCGUCGGACAAUCUUCUUACCAAUCUUUUACUGCCAGCGUUUGGAAGUUGAAGAUGCGAUUUUGCGUGGCCUAAAGUCCAUCGAGUCGAAAGUCAUCGGGACUCUGGCAAGGCGAACUAGCGAGGAAAACGUCGCGAACGGAAGGAGGAACGGAGAAUGCCGGCAGGGUGCACGUGACAAACGGGGCUUCCCUCCAGAUUCGCACGCACGCUGAGGUGGAGGAUGGAGGAGCUGGAGACGCUGGAGAGCACGGAGUGCCCGGAGUGCCCCGGGCCGCCCCCUGAGUUCCGGUUGCCACCGCCCCCCCGGCCGCCUUUCCUCACCGAGGGCACUUUCUGCUCGGAGUCACCUCUUGCCGAGCUCGAAGACUGUGUUGCUAUUCCGAUGAUCGACGCUUCCUAUCAUACGAACCCGUCGUUGCAAAGCACUGCCCUAAUCAUCACCUGCGCGGUGGUCCUCCUGCUGAUGGCUGCGAUCGUGUCUGUCGUUUUCUGGAAGCACAAACGGAAAGUGCAAAACUUGCUGCCGUGCAAGAGCGCAGCGGGCGCGGCAGCGGUCGCCGGACGGGGUCGCGUGCUGCCGGACGGCCAGCCGCAUCCGGGCCCCGGCAUUGGCGGCGGCGGUGCCGGCGGCGCCGUUCUUUACGAGGACCUACAGGAUCACGCGGUGUCGCACUCGCAGCUGCACAAUCACCUGCCGACGAGUCACGGCCAGGCGCCGACGAUCGAGGUACGAAAUCCCGAGUCGCCUAGAGAAGAAAUGCUGGACGUCAAGGACGGCGGAAGAGGAGUAUUCGUCUGCAGCAGUCCCGGUCCUGAUCCUUACACAUCGCAGGACCUUUAUAAUCCUGUCUACGAGGAGCUCAGCAACGGGGACCAUCCGGAGACGGACGAGGAGAGCGAGUUAAACGCCCGCAAUCGUCUGCAUCAUCAUCAUCAUCAUCACCGUCAUCAUCACCGCACGUCCAGCGCGUCCAAGCCGGCGAGCGAGGAUGAGUUCGCCGAGGACGAGCUGUCGGUGGGCGAGCCAUCGGAGGCGAGGAUGCUCACUUCAAGCAACGGCCCCACCUGGGGUACGUGCCCGGCCGGUGGCAGGCCACCGCGCGAACGACGCGGCCGCAGCCCCAGGAGCCUCGACCGACGCAGACGAGACAAGAACCACGACAUGGGCGAAUUCCACGAGGGCAUGCUGCUGGACGCGCUGCUUCAACUCUAUCCUAGCGUCGCAGGCGUGGCCGGUGCUCGAACAGGCACCGGCAGCACUCAACGUCAGCAGUCCGUCCCGUCGGUGGCGCACAGGUUACCGUACUUCGUGCCGCCCUUGCCGGCCGCGCAGCCACCGCGACUCGAGGAGAACCCCUACGAGAGUGUGCCGGUACUGGGCCCUCUUCAUCGUUACUCCAGCCAGAACAGGAGCGGCAAGGAGCGUUCGCGCAACGGCAAGACCGGCAACGACAAGUACAAGUAUCUAUCGUCGCACCAGCCAUACGGUGCGGACUACUACGGUCUGCAGAAUCAGUCUGAUGUCACGACGCCGCUCUACACCCAGGUGGGCGGCGAGUACUCGGACACGUACUCGCAGCCGACCGAUCGGCUGUUCGGCGACGACAAGUACAGCCAGCCAGUGUAUUACACGAACUCGACCCGAGACUCGGCGUGCGAUCAGGUAACCAAUGCCGGCCGAUUGUAUCAGGGCCAGCCCGAUAGCAGUUUCGGCAGCGACAGCGGUUACAGCCACCACACGUCCGGCACCACCGGCACCACCGGUACCAGCGGCACCCGCGGCAGUAAUUCCCGGACAAAUCACCGUAGGGACAAGCAACGUAACUCCCAUCACUCGCAUCAUUCCGCGGACUACAUCGUGUCCUAAUGGAGGACCGAUCGCGACGUCUCUGAGGGUUCUCUUGGAGAUGUGCUCUCUCCUCUGAGAAAAGAGAGAAAAGCAAAAAGACAAAAGACCUUAUUUCUGUCACGUUGUUGUCACGAUGGAAUGAUGGCAACCAUCGAGCGUGUUCUUUAACGGAAAGAAUGGCUGAUACUGAUUCGGCUGUGCUAAACUGCUGUAUUUUGAUACUUCGACGUCCACAGUUAAGAGUCAAUAAAGGUAUUCUUAUCGCUUCGGCGAAUCAAGUCGCGACAAUCGUAUUGAACGACUCGAUCGUCGAAGCGACGAGGAGACCCGCGAGUAAGUGACGAUUCGGACUUGACGAGAAAAACACAGUGAUCUCUUAGUGAUUUAUACAUAUAAUCGACACACAAGACUAUCUAACAAAUUUAUUUGUAAUUUAAUGAGACUCAGGCUGGUACCAAAGGGCGUUAACAAUUACUUUUACCUUUUUAGUCCAAUCCUUUGUAAUUUAUAUACGUAGAGGGAGAGCAUUAACCGCGGAACGAGCUAACUUCGUCCUCGUCGUGAUGUCGUCGCCCGCAAAUCGUGCGACUACCAAUCGCGAAGAGCUAUGAAGAAGCACCGAAAUCACCCUAAGCGAUCAAUCCCAUCGCUCUUUCAAGCAAUUAGCAGUUUUGUAAACUGACAAACGUGCGAAAUAUUCGAAAUCAAAACCCGUCGGAUCAAAAACUCGUAGAUUUGUUUAUUCUAAAAUAAGAUGAAAUUUGAUCUUUUUAAAAUAACAUCGAAAAUCGCUUAAUCCAAAGUCUAAGAUGUCAAGGGUGUGGUAUUUCUAGGCUAAAUAACGAAGUUGUGUGUUUAAAAUGAACAGUGCAAAUUGCGAAAUAAGCGGGUCUCGAUUACGGGUGUUUCGCCCUAGAUUAACGAUCCACUGCCAGUCCUAUCCUAAACGGUCGGACGUGUUCAGCCGACCGGCAAAUUUCGUACAAACUUUGAUACGAUGAAACGUAUAAUUUUUGUCCCGCCCUCGGAGAAGGGAGAAGAUCCGAUCGCACAUUACACGAUAGGGAACGUUAGACUACUACGCGGUUAUCUAGUCCGAUAAUAAUCACUUUCCAUACCAAUGACGCUUUAGGAAGUCUCGCAAUGGGAUGCGAAGCGACACAUGCAUGCUGAUGAUAGUCUUGAAAUGUAGUAGUAAACACACGCACGGUAGACUAACGCCGAGUCCUCAAAUUAUCCGUCAGCAGGAAGGCAAGAACAAUGUAUGUAUGUUGGAAUCUGAUCAACCAAUUAAAUUACUCGAUAAAAGCAUUAUGUUGUUUUCUGCCAUCCUUAAAAAAGAUUUCUUAUUUAAGGAAGACAAAAACAAUUUAUUUAUAUAAUGUCUUGUCAUGUGAUGGGCUAUAAUAU
This is a messenger RNA of Temnothorax curvispinosus, 5437 nucleotides long. RefSeq lists its product as uncharacterized. The transcript is spliced from 8 exons. NCBI's taxonomy places the organism in Eukaryota, Metazoa, Arthropoda, Insecta, Hymenoptera, Formicidae. The record is from RefSeq and is a predicted model, not a curated record. The coding region runs from base 2399 to 4045 and encodes 548 amino acids.